GCGCACGCAUAUAGGCGGGCGGCAUCCGCCUCCAGAUCCUUCGCUUAUCCGCCACCCAAAUCCGGCGAACCGCCCGGCCGCGCCAGCCAAUUCCCUCCUCAAAUAACCACCGGCGCCCGCGGCCGCGGCCCCACCGCCACCCCUCUCGCCCGAGGGAAAUAACAAACCCGCAAAUCCGCACGCCACCGCGGCAACCACCGCGCGGCCGGCCACCGCCGACGAACGGACCAGCCGGAAGCGGCGCGGAACCAGCGGGAAAAACGGGCGGGAUCCUCACCGCCCCGCGGGCCGCCGCGGCGCCGGCGGCAAUGGAGGUCGCCUCCUCGUCCUCCUCCCCGUCGCCUUCCGCGCCGCCGCCGGCCUCCUCCAAGCCGGCGCUCUGGCUCAACCCCGCGGCCGUCCUCCUCCGCCGCCUCCCCACCCCAACCCUGACCACCGCGACCCCCGUCACCUCGCCGGCGUCCCCCGCGCAGGCCGGCGGCGGCGCGGCCAACCCGCUCGCCGCCUUCCUCUCCUCCCUCAUCCCCUGGCGCGAGCAGCGGGCGCCGAAGCAACAGCCGGACCACCCCGCGGCAUCCGCCUCGGCAUCGUCCUCCGCGGCCGCGGCCGCGGCGCGGAGGGCUGCCAAGGCGGCGGCCGAGGAGGAGGCCGAGGCGCGGCAGCUGGUAGGGUGCGCGGUGCCGCUGUUCCGGCCGUACGUGGCUCAGCUGCCGUGGCACGGCGGCGCGCGGGCGUGGCUGUCCAAGCUCUUCCCGCGCUACGGCCACUACUGCGGGCCCAACUGGUCCAGCGGCAAGGAGGCCGGCUCCGUGCUCUGGGACCGCCGCCCCGUCGACCACCUCGACUUCUGCUGCUACUGCCACGACAUGGCCUACGACACCCACGACCAGGCCCAGCUCCUCCGCGCCGACCUCGCCUUCCUCCGCUGCCUCGAGGGCAGCCGCCAGACCCCCGCACGAGACGGCAUCGCCGCGGCCGUCAUCUACCGCGCCAUGUGCAUCUUCGGACUGAAGACGAUCCUGAUCCCGUACCGGACGAACCUCGUGCGGCUGCAGACCGGGCCGAAUUACGCCGAUUUCUUCGCCGAUUUCGUGAAGAGGGUAGCGUCGUCGUCGGGCAGGCCGACCGGCGGCGUGAAGCAGAGAUUGUGAACGGAAGGAUUUUGCUCGCUUGAUAGUAGAUGGCGCUCAAUUAAUUAAUUGGGGAAGAAUGAGAUCGCAGUAGUUCCAUAGCUUGAGUUGAUCCAAUCCAAUAUGGCGUUGCGUUAUCCUGCCUGAUUGGUUAAUUGUAGCAACUGAUGAGAAAGCUGGGAUUUCUACUGUGAAUGUAGUGUGUCUAUAUAGCAUAGAACGCGAUCGUAGCAAAUAUUCAAA
Panicum hallii is the source of this 1373-nucleotide messenger RNA. RefSeq lists its product as uncharacterized. Gene Ontology annotation, molecular function: A2-type glycerophospholipase activity. Bases 309 to 1151 code for a protein of 280 amino acids. The transcript has 2 exons. The record is from RefSeq and is a predicted model, not a curated record. Gene Ontology annotation, biological process: arachidonate secretion; phospholipid metabolic process. Lineage: Eukaryota; Viridiplantae; Streptophyta; Magnoliopsida; Poales; Poaceae.